AUGCAAAUUAAAGAAGAAUUGAUUAAUGUGAUUAUCAAUUUGAUUGAAGAAUUGUUUGAAUGCAAAAUCAAUUCCAUCAUGCAAGAAGUUAAUGACAAACUCACUCGCAUGCAUUAGGAUAUCGAGAACAUGUAGGAUGUUCUGGUCAAACACUUUUCUCAUCAAAUUGCACAUUCCAGAACAGAGUCUUUGAGUGAAACUGUUGAUACUGCUGAGGAAGAUUAAUUUAAGAAAUCCAUUAAUGCAGAAUUGGAUAGUCUUGGUUUACGUGUGUAGUAGUUGGAAUACAUGAAUCACAUCAUUCUGGAUACUCAAAGUGCCAAUAAAUCCAAUUUCAAAGAACUAGAACGUAAAAUACAACCAUUGCAAGAACAAAUUAACAAAUCAAUCGAGGAGAUGAAAAAAGACUUAAAGGACAAGCAAACCUUUUAAUGGACAGUAUUGAAUGACCAAAUUGAACGCGUUGAAAAGUAUGUCCAGAAACUCAAACAAGCAGAUCUCUUAUUCUAAUAAAAAUAAUAAUUGUAAACAUAAACGAAUAAGAAAUCCAAAUGA
Molecule: messenger RNA, 555 nt
Organism: Paramecium tetraurelia
Lineage: Eukaryota; Ciliophora; Oligohymenophorea; Peniculida; Parameciidae
Exons: 3
Source: RefSeq, a predicted model, not a curated record